Telopea speciosissima is the source of this 966-nucleotide messenger RNA. Its product is annotated as xyloglucan endotransglucosylase/hydrolase protein 22-like. NCBI's taxonomy places the organism in Eukaryota, Viridiplantae, Streptophyta, Magnoliopsida, Proteales, Proteaceae. The record is from RefSeq and is a predicted model, not a curated record. Gene Ontology annotation, biological process: xyloglucan metabolic process; cell wall biogenesis. Gene Ontology annotation, cellular component: apoplast; cell wall. Gene Ontology annotation, molecular function: hydrolase activity, hydrolyzing O-glycosyl compounds; xyloglucan:xyloglucosyl transferase activity. The transcript is spliced from 4 exons. Bases 1 to 966 code for a protein of 321 amino acids.
AUGGCGGUUGUAAAUUGCAUUCUCCACACAACCUUUCAAGCUUCACUUCAAUGCCUUUCCUCCCUUCCUACUACUACUACUACCUCCUUUACUUUCAGAUCAGCUUCAAUUAUGUUGCUGGCUUAUUUAUUUCUAAGCUAUUUCAUAGCUUCUGCUGCAGCUAAUUUCUACCAAGACAUUGACAUCACUUGGGGAGAUGGUCGAGCUAGAAUACUCAACAAUGGAGAUCUUCUCACUUUGUCUCUUGACAAGGCCUCUGGUUCAGGCUUUCAAUCCAAAUCCCAAUACCUUUUUGGGUUAUUCAAUAUACAGAUCAAGCUUGUCCCCAACAACUCAGCUGGCACCGUCACCACCUACUAUUUAUCAUCUCAAGGUUCAAACCAUGACGAGAUUGACUUCGAAUUCCUUGGAAAUCUGAGUGGAGACCCUUAUAUUGUUCACACUAAUAUCUACACACAGGGGAAAGGGAAUAGAGAACAACAGUUCUAUCUCUGGUUCGAUCCAACUAAGGACUUCCACAACUAUUCUAUCCUAUGGAACCCUCUUCACAUUGUUUUCUAUGUGGAUGGAAUUCCUAUAAGAGAAUUCAAGAAUGCAGAGUCAAGUACUGGUGUUCCUUACCCAAAGAACCAACCAAUGAGAGUUUAUGGUAGCAUUUGGGAUGCAGAAGAUUGGGCUACAAGGGGAGGACUUGUGAAGACAGAUUGGACUCAAGCUCCCUUCACAGCUUCCUAUGGAAAAUAUAAAGCUGAUGGUUGUGUUUGGUCCUCUGGUAGUUCUUCAUCAUCUUCAUGUGCUUCUUCUUCGUCAAAGAAUAAUACUUGGAUGUAUCAAGAGAUGGAUUCAAGUAAACUCAAAUGGGUGCAAAAGAACUAUAUGGUUUAUAACUAUUGCACUGAUACCAACCGAUUCCCUCAAGGCCUUCCUCCAGAGUGCUCCAUUAAUACAACGGCUUAUAGGCCAUAG